Messenger RNA from Trifolium pratense (red clover), 3228 nucleotides. Its product is annotated as receptor-like protein 36. Bases 70 to 3066 code for a protein of 998 amino acids. The record is from RefSeq and is a predicted model, not a curated record. Gene Ontology annotation, molecular function: protein binding. NCBI's taxonomy places the organism in Eukaryota, Viridiplantae, Streptophyta, Magnoliopsida, Fabales, Fabaceae. Gene Ontology annotation, cellular component: plasma membrane. The transcript is spliced from 2 exons.
UCACACUUUCUUUUCUUUCUUAAAGAUAAACAAACCAUUAACACUUUCCACAAAUUCUGCAUUGUAUUGAUGAAGCAAAAUCAAUUAUUCAUGAGUUGGUUGCUUCUUUGUAUCCAUCUUUUGUUUUUCCAAUUUCCAUCCUUUUCUUCCUCUUUCAAUUUCUUAUGUCAUCAUGAUGAGAGUGAUGCUUUGCUUCAGUUCAAAUCCUCCUUCACUUUAUUACCUGAUUAUGAUUUUGGAUUCGGUUGUUUUGGCGAUGAUUGUUGUUCUUAUUAUCAUCUGAAAACAGCAACAUGGAAAAAUGGAAGUGAUUGUUGUUCAUGGAAUGGUGUCACAUGUGACACCAUCUCCGGUCACGUGGUUGGUCUCAACCUUGGCUGCGAAGGCAUUCAAGGUAUAUUACAUCCUAACAGUACUCUUUUCUAUCUUACUCACCUUCGAACACUCGACCUUUCUAACAUUGAUUUCACCGACUCUCAAUUUCAAUCUCAUCUUCAUUUUAAGUUUGGUAGGUUUCUAAGUCUUACACAUCUUGACUUAUCUGCUUGUUACUUUCAAGGUGAAGUUCCUAUUCAAAUCUCACAUCUUUCCAAAUUAGAAUCACUUCGUCUCUCUGGGAAUGUCGAGUUAGUUUGGAGAGAGACUACCUUGAAGAGACUUGUACAAAAUGCAACAAAUUUAAAAGAGCUAUAUUUGGAUCAAACAAACAUGUCUUCAAUAAGACCAAAUUCCAUGGAAUUUCUCUUUAAUCAAUCUUCCUCUUUGGUUACUCUUAAUCUUCAACAAUCAGGAUUAAGUGGAAAAUUGAAAAAGAGUCUUCUUUGUUUACCAAAUAUUCAGGAGCUAGAUAUGUCAGAAAAUGAUAACCUUAAAGGCCAACUUCUAGAAUUGAGUUGCAGCAUUUCUCUAAGAAUCUUGAGUCUCUCAGAUUGUCUAUUCAAAGGGCCAAUUCCUGUAUCUUUUUCUAACUUCACACACCUUACUUCCUUAUCUAUUUCAAACAAUAAUCUUAAUGGUUCAAUCCCAUCGUCACUUUUAACUCUUCCACGUCUAACUUAUCUUAGUGUUUAUGACAAUGAUCUUAAUGGUCAAAUCCCAAAUGUAUUUCCUAAGUCAAAUAGAUUUCAAUAUUUAUACUUGCAUAACAACAAAAUCGGAGGUCUAAUUCCAACGUCACUUUCAAACCUGCAACAACUUACUGACUUUAGCCUUUCAAACAAUUUUUUUUCCGGUAAAAUCCCAGAUGUGUUUGGUAGGAUGACUGAACUUCAAUACCUCUCUCUAGAUUCAAACAAUUUAGAAGGACAAAUUCCAUCUUCAUUAUUCACUCUGACUCAACUUGAUACAUUAGACUGUUCUUAUAACAAAUUAGAGGGCCCCCUGCCCAGCAAAAUUACAGGGUUUCGAAAGCUAAUUAGGUUGAAAUUAAAUGACAACUUGCUAAAUGGAACAAUUCCUCCCUCCUUUUUAUCUUUGCCUUCUUUGGUAGAUUUAAAUCUAACAAAUAAUCGACUAACAGGACAUAUCAGUGCAAUCUCAUCGUAUUCGUUAGAGACACUAUCUCUAUGCGGCAACCAGCUACAAGGCAAUAUUCCAGAUUCAAUUUUCAACCUUGCAAACCUAUAUACACUAUGUCUAUCAUCAAACAACUUGAGUGGAAAAUUCUCAAAUUUGGUUUCUCUUGAUUUGUCCAAUAACAAACUUAAUGGAAGGGUGCCCAGUUGGUUGAUCGAAACAUCGGCAUCUUUGAACCUCUCUCAGAAUUGUUUCACUUCAAUUGACCAAAUCUCAAGGAAUAUUGACCGCCUUGCAGUCCUUGAUCUUAGUUUUAACUUACUGCAUGGUGAACUCUCUAUGUCAAUUUGUAAUACAACUUCCCUUCAAUUACUCAAUUUGGCACACAAUCAGUUGAAUGGUAACAUUCCACAAUGUCUUUCAAAUUUACCCUCCCUUAACAUUUUGGAUCUACAAAUGAACAAAUUUCAUGGAACUUUGCCAAGUAACUUUUCAAAAGAAAGUAUGCUUCGCACUUUGAAUCUCUAUGGCAAUCAAUUAGAAGGGACAUUGCCUAAUUCUUUAUCCAACUGCACAUAUCUGGAAUUAUUAAAUCUUGGCAACAACAAAAUACAAGACAAAUUUCCUGACUGGCUUCAAACUCUGCCAUAUUUGAAUGUACUGGUUUUUCGAGACAAUAAGUUGUACGGUCCCAUUGCAAAUAUAAAGAUCAAGCAUCCAUUUCCAAAUUUAAUCAUUUUUUAUAUCUCAGGCAAUAACUUUAGUGGUCCACUACCAAAAGCUUAUUUAAAAAAUUAUGAAGCCAUGAUGAUUGUUCCACAAGUCGGAGAGAAGACCAAUUUGCAAUACAUGGACAUGUACAGGUUGAAUUCUACUGAUUACUAUGAUUCUGUGACUAUUGCAACAAAAGGGAUCAAUAUAACACUAGUGAAAAUUCCAACAAUCUUUGUAAGUAUUGAUUUGUCAAGAAACAAAUUUGAAGGAGAGAUACCAUAUGUUAUUGGAGAGCUUGGUGCACUCAAAGGGCUUAACCUUUCCCAUAACAGACUCAAUGGUCCUAUUCCUCAAUCCAUAGGAAACUUGACAAACUUGGAAUCGCUGGAUCUCUCGUCAAAUAUGCUCACCGGUGUGAUUCCUUCGGAAUUAACGAAUCUUAACAGUCUUGAAGUCUUGGAUCUUUCCAAUAACCAUCUUGUGGGAGAAAUACCUCAAGGAAAGCAAUUCAACACAUUUACAAAUGAUUCAUAUGAAGGAAACUUGGGGUUAUGUGGAAUUCCAUUAUCAAAGAAAUGUGGACCUGAACAACAUUCUCCACCUUCAGCCAACAAGUUUUGGAGUGAAGAGAAAUUUGGAUUUGGAUGGAAAGCAGUGGCAAUUGGAUAUGGAUGUGGAUUUGUGAUUGGAAUAGGCAUUGGAUAUUUUGUGUUUUUAAUUGGAAAGCCAAGAUGGCUUGUGAUGAUAUUUGGUGGGCAGCCUAAGAGAAGAGUGAAUAGGAGAAGGACAAGGCUGAGGAGGACCAAUGUUUCAACUCAGAUGGUGCAAAUGUCAUAGUUUCAUUUUUGUGGUUAUUUUCUGUAUUGUGUGUUACUUUUUACUUUCUUAGUGUUACAAUCACAUCACUCUGGUUUAAUAUAGCUAGUUUGAUUUUGGGCUGUAAGUUUGUACUUUGAAUGUAUUUUGUGUUUUUAAUUAAUAAAAUUGCAAGUUUAUACA